AUGAGCAAGAUCAACCGCUACCAAGAAAAAUCCAAUGUGGUCCCCUCCAUGUUUGCCUAUGCCAGCAAGAAGAAGCCCGUGAUCAAGCCAACCGGAGAAGAUCCUACCGGGGCGCCAGUUUCUCCCAAGGCUGCACGGGCACAGCUUCGCCCCGUGAAUGCGUCUCCUCGAUCGGUGGCUCCGGAAUCACCCAAAAAGGAAGAACCAAAGAAGGAACCUGCAGUAGUGGAGCCGAAAAAGGAAGAAGUCGUAGUGGCUCCUCCUGUGGCUCCUCCUGUGGUUGUAGAAGAACCAAAAAAGGAAGAACCACCAAAAGAAAAAGAACAAAGCGAAGAAGAAAGAGCAGCCGCACUGCGCAUCUUGGCUGCCGCCUUGGACGUGGAUCCAUCCGAGAACCCAACAGAGGAUGUCCAAGAACUAGUAGCUCAACGAUUGGAGGAACGCAAAAAGGCGCUCGCGGCCAAAUUGGCCAAAAAGGAGGAACGCCGUCGCGCUCUAGAGGAUAAGCUGUCGGCCAACAAGGCCGUAUCGUUAGGCAAGGAGCUCUUGGGAUCGCACAACUUUCUCAGUACGGAACAGCGCCAGAAAAUCGAAGCCACCCGCAAGAUGCAGGAAGAAAGCCAGAAACGCAUGGAAGAACACAAAAAGGCGUGCGAGGCGGCCAUUGCACCCAUCCAAAAGCGCAUUGACACACACAAUGCCUACUCGGAAAUCAAACAAAAGGAAUACGAGGAAAAGGCCGCCGUUGCCGCAGCCGAACAAGAACGGUUGAAGGCCGAAAAGGCAGCCAAGAAAAUUGCGGAUCAGAAAAAGAGGGAAGAAUACGAAAAGCGAAGGGACGAACGAAAGCGCAGCCAAAGCCCCAAGCAGCGUUCUUGA
This is a messenger RNA of Seminavis robusta, 879 nucleotides long. NCBI's taxonomy places the organism in Eukaryota, Bacillariophyta, Bacillariophyceae, Naviculales, Naviculaceae. The record is from the annotation of a GenBank genome assembly.